ACUGAUCUGCUUCACUCAGACCACUGAGAUGUAUCAUGAAACAGGAAGUUGGAGUUUCUGAAAAGAGCUAACAGGAACUUAAAAAAAAAAAAGAAAAAAAAAAAGACAGAGCCCACACAAAACAGAGUCGUGCCAUUAGUGAGUGAGAACCAGACAUGAGGGACCAUUUAUAUCUUUUCCUUUUUAUGAUUGAAUUUAGUACAGGCUGUAUUCUUUCAAAUGAGCUGCAGAUAAUAGAAAUAACAGGUUACACAGGUGGUUCAGUGGUGCUGCCCUGCUCCUGCGCUCAUCCUCAGUCUACAGCCAAGACAUUCACAUGGCAGUUUUUUGGCAAUGGAGAACGAUGGAUUCCAGUAUUUGAGGAUGAGAAGUACAGCGGCAGACGUGUGCUGUUUAAUCAAAGUUCUCCACAAAAUCUGUCUCUUCUCAUUUCUGGCCUCAGAAUGGAAGAUGAAGGGUACUAUAAGUGUGUGACUGAACAAUAUACAUCCAUUCAAUCCAUUCAUUUAACAGUGAAGGGCUGUAAUUUGGUUCAGAACACAGAGGCAACGAUUGAGGUGACUGGAUAUGCAGGAGGGUCUGUGGUUCUGCCCUGCUCAUGCUCUGAACUACUGACUAAACCUGAACAGAUACGAUGGGUGUAUUUUGUAGAAAACACUUUUAAGGAAAUUUACCCAAAUGAAAAGACUGAGAGGCACAAGAACAGAGUCAAACUGUUGAAUCAAACAUCUCCAGGAAAUCUCUCUCUACACAUAUCAGCACUGACCGCAGAGGACGAAGGAUACUAUUAUUGUUCUGUGUCGUCUCAAAAAGUCUCCUACAGACUUCAAACAGUCUCCUACAGACUCCGUGUUGAAGUUACUCUCGGGACAGAGAAACCACACAUCCAUACAUCCAUCAGUUUAUCAACACAUCAACCUUCACACCAAACACAAGAACUUGAACCACCUCAACAACCACACCACACACCUCAAUAUGAUUUCAUUUUGUUGGGGGUGAUUCUCUCAGUACUAUUACUGGCAUUACUGGCAUUUAUCUACUGGAGAUGCAGAGGAGGCAGAAAUGUGAAAAAGGUGACCAGGGAUGAAGAUGAACUAAAUAGAGAACAAGACGUUAUGGAUGACGUGACGUAUUCUGCUGUAGUCUAUGUUAAAACUGCAGCCACACCAGCUCACACAGAGAGUAACCCAGCUGAUCACACCGAGUACGCCCCAAUCAAAGUUAAACGCUAAACAUCAAGAAAGAAUAUAGUCAAUUUAAUGUGACCUGAUCCAUGACAGAGUGCCGAGUCCUUUUCUUUGAAAAGAGAUGGCAGCAGAAGGAUGGCAGCAUUAACUAUCUGGCCUAAAGACAAAGCCAUAUAUACAUCAUUAUAAUUGCACUGAAAAUUACAACAAAGUAUGUUGAUAUAUACACACCAUUUCUCUGUCUCACAUGAAGCCAAUGUCAGCUUCAACAUUUGUUUUAAUUCUGUACUUGUUUUAUUCUGUACAAAAAAUGUACUCCGCCCUGUAUUUUUUUUUUUUUUGUUCUUUUGAGCCUCUGCCUUAUGAGGUCCAAAUUUGGUCUCAGCUUUCUUGACUCCAAAGUGCGCUCCCUUAAUAAUCCCUAAAAAGAUGACAUCUUAGUUCAUCGCAAUCUCACAAAGCCCUGUUAUUAAAUCCUCUGUUAUAAUCAGAGGAUUUGCCAGCAUGCAGAAUUCAGCACUGAACAAAAACUCAGACGUUAUGAGCGGGGCAGUGGAUGCUAUCUUAAAUGCAUAAGAUUGGACAUUGUGUGCAAGAAAUCAACACAUAUGUCUGUGAUUGGCUAUAUUGGACAACGCUGCAAAAACAUGUUAUAAAUAGAAACUGCGCCUGUAAAUCAUUUUUAUUUGGUUUUAUUUGUUCUUCUUGCUUUUGUCCAAAAGAUGAAUAACGUUUUAUUUGUUUUUAGAUGUUUUAUUUUUGGAUAUUUCUAUUUAUAUAUAACCCAAAAUAACUGAGCUGUAUUAUUUCAAACCGGAUGUGUGUCACGAGGCUCAGUGCAAGUAGGCCUAGUCCAUUAGGAGCAAAAUAUCUGCCUUUAACUCUUGCGCGCUGUUCGUUUGGGGUCUCCAGAGACCUCAGGCAACAAAAUGUAAUUUUGUUACCAAAUAUAUAUAUAUUUUUUUUGUUUUUAAACAAAUGUAGUUUUACUCAGUUUAUUAAUGUUUUUACUCCACAUUUGUGCGGUUUUUUUUUUUUUUUUUUUUUUUGGGAGAAUUUAUAUUUUUUAGAAAUAAAUAAAAAAAGUAAAUAGGUUUUUAUACAAAAACAGCUUUUUAUGUAAAAUUCACUUUAUAAAAGACCCACAUUUCUAACUUUCAUUCAUGGGCAUAGCAUGGAUAAUUUGACAUGGUUUAGUGUAAGAUUUUUGCCCAUCUUUUGGAAAAUGCCGUUUUAAAAGUAAAAAAUGAUCCCUUUAUCCAGUAGAUGGCUGCAGAGCUCCACCAUUUGCUAUCUGACUAACAAAGACAUCUUUUCACAAGGUUUUUUGCAGUUGGAUUAAUAUCUACAUAUAAUGAAAUCACAAUUAUAACAAAAAAAUAGCAUUUUUUGUACUGAAAAAAAAAAAAAAAAAAAAAAUAUAUAUAUAUAUAUAUAUAUAUAUAUAUAUAUAUAUAUAUAUAUAUAUAUGUGUAUAUAUAUUAUUUUUUUUUUUUUUCAAUUAUUGUUUCAUUAUGAUUAGAAUCAAACCUCAGUUACUAAAUAAACAGAACAAAAAUCAACUUAAAUUAGUAAAUAUGGGACCUCACAGAUAAGGUUUUAGAUUAAUCCCAGAUGAAAAUGCAUGAUUGAGCAGCAAUUUGCACUGGCUUAAAAUAUGUCAGUGCUACUGUUUUGUCUCAAGAUGCAAACUUUUGCAUAUUUUUUCCCCUAAGGCACGUUUAUAAAAGCUACUUACUUGAAUGUCCUCAUUUAACUAAGGCCUAAUCUGAAACUACCUUUAUUGGGUACAUUACUCACUGGAUUGAGGUUGUAUUAUUACACCACUCACUGCCACACAAACAGAAAGAAAUUAGCAAACAAUGUUUUAUUUUAGUAUAUAUAAUUAUUUAAUAAAUUCACUUACCGUUAGAUGUUUGUGAAGACUCCCCAAAAAUAAUGGACUCACUGUCGUCGAACUGAGGUUAAGGAGCUGGAAAAAAACAGCUCCAAACUAUAUUUGCGUAGGUAAGACCAUUAAAUGAGAUCAUUUCCCACCAAUUAGAAAAAUAACAAAUAAUACUUGAUAUUUUGUUUUGGCUAUUUAAAAUUGUUUUAUGUAUGCAAAAUUACCGUCGAUGUCUGUCAGACUUUCAAAGAAAACGCAGCCAUCCUGUCAGCGCGCGCAUUACUGAAGAAACACCUCAAAACUACAUUUGGCGAACAACAUCAGCAAAAAAUUCAACAACUUAAGAUAACUCAUCCUGUUAUAUGUUAUGCUAAUUAAAAUUGUUAAAUUAGUUCAAACGUAAUACUUGUGCUCUUGUAAAAUUCUGGACACACACGACACCAUCCGAAGACUUUGUGCAUCGUUUGUCUUGGAGACACAAGACCGUUGCCUCUUGUUCUGCUGCCACCUGGUGGUCGUUUGAGCCCAGUACAUUGUUAAUUUGUGGCGUGUUCGAGCUGGAUUGAAGUGGGGUUUUUUUUUUUUUUUUUGGUUUGUUUUGGUUUGUUUAUUGUAUUUUUCUUAUUUGUAUUAUUUGGUUUCGUUGUAAGUUGAUUUGGUGUUUUGAAUUAUGUUAUUGGGGUUGAUUGGAUAUUAUUUCUUAGUCUUUACAUUGAUAUUGCUCAGUUAAAGAACUGAGAAUUUAUGCUUUAUCUUAUGGUGUAUUAUGUUGUGUUGGUUUAAAGUAGUCAAUGUAUAAUUUUGUUGUUUGUUGGUUUGAUUGGAUUGUUUAAAUGUAUUGGUUCAUGUUUUUGAACUGUAUGAAAUAUUUGGUGCAAAGAUAUAACAUCAAAAAAAGUA
Molecule: messenger RNA, 3975 nt
Organism: Ctenopharyngodon idella (grass carp)
Lineage: Eukaryota; Metazoa; Chordata; Actinopteri; Cypriniformes; Xenocyprididae
Product: polymeric immunoglobulin receptor-like
Exons: 8
Coding region: 156-1232 (358 amino acids)
Biological process (GO): cellular response to lipopolysaccharide; T cell costimulation; cell surface receptor signaling pathway
Cellular component (GO): external side of plasma membrane
Source: RefSeq, a predicted model, not a curated record